Oncorhynchus masou masou (cherry salmon) is the source of this 9279-nucleotide messenger RNA. RefSeq names its product aryl hydrocarbon receptor-like. The record is from RefSeq and is a predicted model, not a curated record. Gene Ontology annotation, cellular component: nucleus; aryl hydrocarbon receptor complex. The transcript has 11 exons. The coding region runs from base 470 to 3781 and encodes 1103 amino acids. Gene Ontology annotation, biological process: response to xenobiotic stimulus; xenobiotic metabolic process; regulation of transcription by RNA polymerase II. Gene Ontology annotation, molecular function: nuclear receptor activity; transcription cis-regulatory region binding; protein dimerization activity. Lineage: Eukaryota; Metazoa; Chordata; Actinopteri; Salmoniformes; Salmonidae.
CCUGCUGCAAGACAGCAGUUCAGAAACUGUUCUGAGCGUUGGGUUGUAUACAGUAAAAUCUACCCCUUUAGAAUAACAAUUUUGUUGUUUGUUUGAGGGUCUCUAGAGAGACUUCUCAUGAACAAAAAGAUCAGGAAGGGAAAUUUGCUGUGAACACGCACAUAUUAUUUACUCUGUUGAUCGGGGGAACUUUCCGAAACUUGCUUCAUCAUCCCCCAAGCAUUUCUGGAUUUACGCCGCACGUCUAUUACGGUCGACUUUGCCAGUGACUUUGACCGCUUGGGUCUGUCAAGUUAACGUCGCGGGGGAUCUGCGUUAAGGAGAGACCGCUCUAUUUGAAGGGAUUCACGCAUGUCUGGAUAUUAACUUCCCUUGUUAAUUUGAGAACGGUCUCUGAGGAAGACAGUGGAUGUUAUUGUGUUCGUGUUUUUGAACAUUUUGUACCAACUAAUACAGCAGAAGCGUCAACAUGUUGAGUAACACUGGAGUCUAUGCUGUCAAGAAGCGGAAGAAGCCCGUUCAAAAAACCAAGAAAUCUCCUGCUCCAGAUGUGGUCAAGUCGAACCCAUCCAAACGCCACCGGGAUCGGUUGAAUGGGGAGCUGGACAGGCUGACAGGCCUCCUACCAUUCCCUGAGGAUGUGCGCUCUCGCCUGGACAAACUCUCUGUGCUCCGCAUCAGCGUCGGCUACCUGAAGGUGAAGAGCUUCUUCAAAGCAACCAUGAAGAAAAGCAGUGUCCUGUUUCCUGGGGGGGAUGGCCUGAACAUGAAUGGGAUGAACGCCCCAACCUUCUCCGAGGGGGACCUACUUCUCCAGGCACUGAAUGGCUUUGUGCUGGUGGUCACAGCUGAGGGACAUGUGUUCUAUUCCUCUCCUACUAUCCAAGACUACCUGGGCUUCCAUCAGUCAGACGUGGUCCACCAAAGUGUGUUUGAGCUGAUCCACACAGACGACAGAGCCACGUUCAGACGACAGCUUCACUUUGCCCUCAACCCCACGCCCUUUGACCCAGAGCAGGGAGGAGACGGCAUGGCGAGCAGCAGUGACAUCACCAGGAACAUCGUGACCUAUAACCCUGAGCAGCUCCCACCAGAGAACUCCUCCUUCCUGGAGAGGAAGUUCGUGUGUCGCUUCCGCUGCCUCCUGGACAACUCCUCUGGCUUCCUGGCUCUGAACUUCCAGGGGCGUUUGAAGUUCCUCCAUUGCCGGAGCAUGCUGGGGGAUGACGGGACGCGCAGCCAGCCCAGGUUGGGCCUGUUCACCAUCGCCACCCCUGUCCACACCCCGUCCAUAUUGGAGAUCAGAACCAAGACGAUCUUCUUCCAGACCAAACACAAGCUGGACUUCACCCCCACAGGUGUCGAUGCCAGGGGGAAGAUUGUCCUGGGAUACUCAGAGAUUGAGUUGUGUAUGAGAGGCUCUGGGUAUCAGUUCAUCCACGCAGCUGAUAUGAUGUACUGUGCAGAUAGCCAUGUCAGAAUGAUUAAGACAGGAGAGAGUGGUCUGACCACGUUCAGACUGCUGCAGAAAACUGGGUGCUGGGUCUGGGUCCAGGCCAAUGCCAGACUUGUCUACAAAGGAGGAAGGCCCGACUUCAUCAUUGCACGCCAGAGAGCUUUACUUGAUUCUGAGGGAGAGGAGAAUCUACGCCAGAGGAAGAUGCAGCUGCCCUUCAGCUUCACCACCGGGGAGGCCCUGCUGUAUGAGACCGGCCCCACCCUGGAUGCCACAGAGUUCCAAACCAACCCCCCAAAAAUCUGCAAGGUGGAGUCUCUGGACCCCCAGUCUCUACUGGGCUCUUUACUAAAGCAGGACGAAUCCGUCUACACCCAGCCCCAGGAGCCUCAGCUACCCAUAGACCAGGUAUUCAUGGACAGCCGAGCGCUCACAAACGUGGCCUGUAACUCCUGGCAGAGUAGCAUGGAGCCCCAGGGGCCCGACAGGGUUGAUGAUGGUGAUAGCCCCAGGGAGGUCAAGCACGAGGGGGCGUUGGUAGCGAUGAUCGAUGCCCUGGAGAAGAUGGCGCAGGAUGGGGACCUGUGUGCGGCUCUGCAGGGGAUGGACGUGGGUACGGCGGAGCUGAUGGAGUGGGAGAGCACCCUCCUCAGGCUGAGCCAGAACAGCAAUGGGACCGGGAGCGGGGACACCUCCCUAGAGCUGGAUGACAUCAUGACCAACGACAUCUUCUCUUACGUGGAGGAAGCCUUGUUCAAGGAGAGCAGCGAGGGGAGCGGUAACCAGCCCAACUGCUCCACCAUGGUCAACAACGACCCUAACCUGUUCACAGGGGUGCUCGACAACAACAACCAGGGUGGACCAUUCACAGGAGUGGUCAGCCCUACAGGUGCCGGACAGUGCAAGCCCGGGUUGCUUGACAAAUUAGGCUUUGUCCAAAAUGGCUCUCCAGUGAACAAUCUAAAUGGUAUCAGCCACAGUCAGGUAUCAGGCAACAGAGUAGUUGGUUUGGCAAGACAGAACCAGGCAGGACAGAACCAGGGAGGACAGAACCAGGCAGGACCACAGCAGGUGUUCAAGAGCACCCAGAGGCUCUCCCACUUCGGCCCCCAGAUUCCUCAGACGGGUCUGAAUAUCCCCAUCCUGCAGCAGCUACAGCUCAACGACAUCUUCACCCCCUCUCUGGAGCUCCCCGAGCUCAGUAACCCACAUAGCUCAGGCCAGAAUGAGUCUGUCACGUUAAGCACUAGCAUGGCUGGAUCCUGUGCUCAGGCACCAAACAACCACAUGGGAAGCCCUCAGAUCAUCACUGGCCAGGUCCAAUCUAACCAGCCACCUCCACAGUGUUUCUCUCAUAAUGGCUUGCCAGCUGCAAUGGCACCAAACGGACCAGAGGAGAUCUCUGUUCCACAGUCCAACCAUCUACCACCUAUUCUGGUGGAUGUUUGGGCAUCUUUGAUUCCCAGUAAUGGCUUUGUUUCACCCCAGAUUGCCUGCGGUGCACCAUUUCAGUCACUAAAACCCCAGAAAGUGCAGCAGUGGCCCCAGAACCAGCAGCAUCAGCUACCACCACCCGCCAGCACAAUGGAAGAUGGACACCAAUUCAUCCCAGACUGUCACAGUCAAGCCACAGAGACCCAAAGAGUCCCUCUCACAGGCCUUUGGCCACAGAACACCAACGGAUUGUACCACCAACCCCAGCAGGGGCGAUUGGCCAAUGGCCAGCCUGCUCCAUCCGGCAGCUGUAUGUUUGAGAACGUCUCACCCCCCCUCCCCAACAGAAACAGCCACGUGGAUGGCACCAUUCUGUCCCCCCCCUUGUCUGUAUGCCAGAGGAGGAUGGUGGACCCCCAGGACCAGAGCUACUUGCAGUGGGGCCCCAGUGAGCCGGUGGUGGACACGUCAGCCAUCAUCCAGGACAACACCGGAAUCAGCUUCCCGGCUCACCCGCUUGUGGGCAACAUCACCACCCCCGAGAGCCUACUGGCCAUGCAGCAGUACCUUUCUGGACGCAACAGAGUCGGACAGACACAGAUCUCAAGCCUCUGUGUAGUAGACAGCAAUGGAACAUUCUCCUCAGCCCCCCUUGUCAAUGGAACAUUUUCCUCGGCCCCCCUUGUCAAUGGAACAUUCUCCUCAGCCCCACUUGUCAAUGGAACAUUCUCCUCGGCCCCACUUGUCAAUGGAACAUUCUCCUCAGCCCCACUUGUCAAUGGAACAUUCUCCUCAGCCCCACUUGUCAAUGGAACAUUCUCCUCAGCCCCACUUGUCAAUGGAACCAUGUGCUUUACAGACCACAACCAAACCAACUAUUGCGACUUCUAAACAUGAGUCACAUGUUACUCUGUAAACAUUAUGGACAAAAAGAGGAGGAAGCCAUCCAUGGAUCUGUUCAUCCAUCCAUCCGUACACAUUCAAAGACAACACACUGCCUUAAGAGCUGCCUCAGGGAGGGUGUCGUGAUGACAAGCCAUCCCCUAGUCAGACACACCAUUCAUCUCCCCAUAUCAGUGUUUACAGGAAAUACAAGGACUCUGAUUAAGCACUUGUCACUUCUGUCAGCAAUGGAACAAAAAGCAGCAACUUUACAUGGAACUGGUUUUCUUUUUUUGUUGGGUUGUCUUCUGUUUUGUUUGUUGUUGCCUUGUCUUUGGUUUUAUUACUGUGGAAAAACAGUAUCUGUCACAACUUCAAUGAUAUGAAUGAAGUUUGAAUCCUCACUGGUGAAUUUGGCUUGUGUUAUAAUGGCUUUUUAGGGUCAUGCUCAAUUCCCAAAAUGAUGUAUAUAUAUUAAUGAAGCAGAGGCCAUAUUCAUUUAUUUUUACGUUUGUUUCUUCUUACAUUUAUAGUUGGAUGGUGACAGGACACCAUUCAAGUUUUCACUCAUGGAGAAACAAUCAAAAAAAUGAUAUUGUACUCAGAGAUUAAAAAUAAAGGCAUAAUAUCCUACAUUUAUAUAUGGAGUGUAGGGUUGCAAAUAUCUGUGAACUUUAGAUACAUUUCCUAAUUUUUUACAAAAUCCCAGGUGGAGAAUUCCUUGAAUCAGGAAUCAGGGAAUAAGCAUGAAAUCCAGAAUCCUCCAACCAGGGAAAACCAGGGAAUUUAUUGAAUGUUCCUGGAAUUUUGCAACCCUAAUAAAGUGUAAAUACAGAAAUGGCCUCUAUAUUAUUAUAAAGAUAUUAUUGUUUUCAUUAUGUGAGUGUGUUAUGGCUGUGAUGAAUUUGACUGUGUGUACAUGGGGUGUGUUCCUGUUUGUGUUUGCUUGUUCUGAAGAAUGAAUGAAGCAGUGUACAAAUAGAAUUUCUGAGGAAAAAGCAACGUAUUUCAUUGAAAUGUCUGCAUUGGUUGCAGAGUAGGCUAUAGAAAACCAAAUGAUGUGCUUUCAGAUUGUACUCCUUGUAAUGCUAUUGGUAUCCAAAUGUCAUUACAAUUUAACAAUAGUCUGAUAUAGUACGUUGAUAAUGCUGUAUCAAUAGUAUUCAAUCCAUUUAUAGUUGUUUCUUUGUUUUAUCUAAACUUCACUGAGCCAUAUGCUAACUUGUGGUAAUUGUUUUACUUUAGUUUUUUGUUCAUAAUAUCAUCUGUGGAGGAAGAUGUACUGCAUGUUAAGGAGACUCAGGAGACAUACAGUCGCUAGUGGAAGUCGACACACCACUUGCACAGUCUUCACAUUUUGCUACCUUAAAAUCUGAAAAAUAGAUUUUUUUCCUACCGAUCUAAACAAUCUACUCCACAUUUUCAAAGUGAAAGAAAAAUGUAUAAAAAAGAAAUACGAAACAAAGAUGUUUUGAUUGCGUAUGUCUUCGCAGCCGAGGGGUUAAUACUUGAUGGAAGACCCCUUUUUGUUGUAAUUUUUCUCUCCCCAAUUUCAUGGUAUCCAAUGUGUAGUUAGAAUCUUGUCUCAUUGCUGCAACUCCCCUCUGGACUCGGGAGAGGUAAAGGUUGAGAGCCAUGCGUCCUCCAAAACACGACCCUGCCGCACUGCUUCUUGACACACUGCUCGCUUAACCCGGAAGCCAACUGCACCAAUGUGUCGGAGGAAACACUGUCCAACUGACGACCGAGGUCAGCUUGCAGGUGCCCGACCCGCCACAAGGAGGUCGGUAGAGCACGAUGAGACAAGGAAAUCCCAGCCAGCCAAACCUUCCCCGAACCCGGACGACACUGGCCCAAACCCUCCCCUAAUCCGGAUGACGCUAGGCAAAUUGUUUUGUUCAGGAGUCAUUGAUCGGCAGCCAUAUUCAAACCUUGUCUCUGACUGUCAAGCAAAUUUAAGUCAAGGCUAAGAAACACUCAAGUACACUCAAGCCAUUCUGGUGUCUUUGGCAUUAACAUUUUUGUAACUGUGCCGCUGAAAAUAAAACUCUAUUCCAGGGUUUUCCUCAACUUUUUACCUAGGCUUUGCUCUUUUCAUGUUUCUUUUGAUCCUGACAAACUCCUCAGUCCCUACUAGUGACAGGCAUACCCAUAACAUGAUGCUUCCACCACAAUACUUGAAAAUACAGGCGGUGUAUAUUGUUUUGACAAAAGCCUGUAGUUUUUAUUAUUUAGGCCAAAAAGUGAUUUAUUUGCCGUGUUGUCUUGCAGUAUUACUUUAGAGCUUCUGUUGCAACCAGAAUGGAUGAUUUGUAAUGGAUAUUGUAACACAGGCUUCCUUCUCUUCACCUUAUCAUACAGGCCUGUAAGGGUUUUCCUGUGGUGAAGUAGAGGAGGACCAAAACGCAGCGUGGUUAUAUUGAUUCAUGUUUAAUUAAAACAGAUAAACAUGAACACUACAAAACAACAAACGUGGAAAACCAAAAACAGCCCUAUCUGGUGCAAAACACAGAGACAGGAACACUCACCCACAAAACCCAACACAAAACAGGCUACCUAAAUAUGGUUCCCAAUCAGAGACAAUGACUAACACCUGCCUCUGAUUGAGAACCAUAUCAGGCCUAACAUAGAAAUGGACAAACCAGACACACAACAUAGAAUGCCCACCCAGCUCACGUCCUGACCAACACUAAAACAAGGAAAACACACACGAACGAUGGUCAGAACGUGACAGGCCAGUAAUGUGGAGUGAAUGAAAUGUUGUUGUAUUUUCAAGUAUUGUGAUGGCAGAAUCAUGUUAUGGGUAUGCUUGUCAUGCCAGUGGCUGGGGAGUUUGUCAGGAUCAAAAUAAAUAUAAAAGGAGCAAAGCCCAGGAAAAAAGCUAGAGGAAAACCAGCCUCAGUCUUCUGAAUACCUAACCCUGGGAUAGAUUUUUAAAUUUCUGCCGGACAAUUUCACAAAGUCAAAUGCCAAAGACACACCAGUAUGCCUUUCCAAUAGGUGUUGAGUGGUCUUGAAUGGUCCAGUCUCAGUCCUGACUUAAACUUGCUCAAAUCAGAAACAAUAUUUGAAUAUUGCUGCGCAUCAAUGAUUCCCAACUUAAUGUACUGUGCUUGAGCAAUUUUGACAAAAACAAUGGAUACGCAGUAUGCUGCCCUAAGAGUAGUAGAAUCUUAUUCAAAAUUAUUCACAGCUUUAAUGGCUGGCAAAGGUGCUUCCACCAAUUAUCAACUCUGUGGUGUGAAGACAUACGCAAUCAAGACAUUUUUGUUUUAUUUGUAAUUAAUUAGGAACAUUUUCUAUAUUUCUUUUUCAAUUUUUGUACAUCAAUAGGAAAAAAUGUGUAAUGCAAUUUUUAGGUAACAUUUUAAUGUGAAGAAGUGUGCAGACUUUCACUAGGUACUGUAGGUCCUAGAAGUCUAGUGUAGUAACCAUGGUUACUAUAGACAUGUCACUAGGCACUGUAGGUCCUAGAAGUCUAGUGUAGUAACCAUGGUUACUAUAGACAUGUCACUAUGUACUGUAGGUCCUAGAAGUCUAGUGUAGUAACCAUGGUUACUAUAGACAUGUCACUAGGCACUGUAGGUCCUAGAAGUCUAGUGUUGUAACCAUGGUUACUAUAGACAUUUCACUAGGCACUGUAGGUCCUAGAAGUCUAGUGUUGUAACCAUGGUUACUAUAGACAUGUCACUAGGUACUGUAGGUCCUAGAAGUCUAGUGUAGUAACCAUGGUUACUAUAGACAUGUCACUAGGCACUGUAGGUCCUAGAAGUCUAGUGUUGUAACCAUGGUUACUAUAGACAUGUCACUAGGCACUGUAGGUCCUAGAAGUCUAGUGUUGUAACCAUGGUUACUAUAGACAUGUCACUAGGUACUGUAGGUCCUAGAAGUCUAGUGUAGUAACCAUGGUUACUAUAGACAUGUCACUAAGUACUGUAGGUCCUAGAAGUCUAGUGUAGUAACCAUGGUUACUAUAGACAUGUCACUAGGUACUGUAGGUCCUAGAAGUCUAGUGUAGUAACCAUGGUUACUAUAGACAUGUCACUAGGUACUGUAGGUCCUAGAAGUCUAGUGUAGUAACCAUGGUUACUAUAGACAUGUCACUAGGUACUGUAGGUCCUAGAAGUCUAGUGUAGUAACCAUGGUUACUAUAGACAUGUCACUAGGUACUGUAGGUCCUAGAAGUCUAGUGUAGUAACCAUGGUUACUAUAGACAUUUCACUAGGUACUGUAGGUCCUAGACGUCUAGUGUAGUAGCCAUGGUUACUAUAGACAUUUCACUAGGCACUGUAGGUCCUAGAAGUCUAGUGUAGUAACCAUGGUUACUACAGAUAUGGGACUGGAAGGAUAACUUCCCACGAGUCCACAUGUUGAUCAGCAUAUUCGACAAAUGGAACUUCCCAUUUAGUCCUAUGUCAGUUGAUGAUUUACAGUAACAUGGCAGGUCCUCCCGUUGUAAAGGCCCCCUGACACUGAAGUCUCCCGUCAUCACUCUGACUCCUCCCUCAAAGGCAUCUGAGGCUAAAUCAAUAUGGCUGCCCACCUUUUAUUUCCCUUGACCUAUUUCCUCAUUCUGCUCAUAUGAAAAGACAAGGCAGGUUUCCGCCAUAUUCCCCUAUAUGGCGGAAACUAAACCCGGCCAACUAGAGGGCCUCUCCUGCCAAACUGCUCUAACUGAUUCAGUUCUCUCAGCUCAAUAAGGCAGAGGAAGUUACACAUAGCAAAGGGAGCUGUUAUAUGUAUUGGGUGUAUUCACAUUUAGCUUUGCUUUUGAAUUAUAUUUAGCAAAUUUUCUCAUGCUUUUUGCUUCACCAAGCUGAUUUAUAAUAUAAUGGGUGGCAAGUUUUCAAAGUGCCUGCCUUGAAAUGUUGAUAAAGUUCCUUGUGUCAAAAUUGAUAUGAAAGAAAGGGAAGGGUAUACGUUAUAUAUCACCUCUAGGGUUGCAAAACUCCAGGAACUUUCAAUACAUUUCCUGGUUUUCCAGAAAUUGUGGUUGGAGGAUUCCAGAUUUCCUGCUUAUUCCUUCCUGAUUCCGGGAAUCCUUCAACUGGGAUUUCAGGGAAAAACCUGGGAAUUCAUUGAAAGUUCCCAGAAUUUUGCCACCCUAAUCCACCCCCUGCUAUAUAUCUAUUCGUUAAGCUUACUCUUCAACGGUCUCCGACAUCAGACAGUUGCAGAGUUCAGCAUCAAUAUAUUAUGAAUAUUUCCGUUUUUGCAUUUGUUUGUCGUAUGUUUGGUUAUUUCCUGUUGUUAUUAUGUCUCGUGGCCUUUCAACAUCUGUUAGACAUUUGUUCUCCUUGGAAAUAUUUGUCUCCGCAUAAAUAUUUAAUUUAGUGUAGUUCACUUGUAUUUAGGCAAGUAUAGCGUAUGCAUUGUGUUGAUAUUUACCACCUUGUGUUUGUUACCUUAUAUUCUCAAUUGUAAAAUUAAUUCUCAUAUAAAAAAGAUUUCUAAUAACUUACUAAUGUGUUACUUGGUCAUUAUUAAAGUGCAAUACUUCUGUUGGA